AUGAGCAGUUCAAGCCUUUACGAGCCAGAGGAAGAUAAUGAAGCAUCUGACUCCGAUAUCGAGACGGGAAAUACGGAGUUCACAGAACCCCCCUCAUCUCCUCCGAGUCGCAGAACCAGAUUGUCUUCUCCUCCCCAGCUCGAUGGAAGGUCCUCAUCCAGGACGGCGCAGACGCGCCGAAGGGUCUCUCGAAUGCAAAUGCUGGAGCAUCUACAGGCGUCAUUGAGCAAGGAAUCAGUGGAAGCAUAUUCUAAUCUACUCACGCAAACGACUGGCGACUACACAUCCGUCGAAUCGAAGCCCGACAGCGGAAACUACCAAUCUACCCAAGCCGGAAUCGUGUCUUGGGCGCCGAAAGAGAAGGAAAUACUCUUCAACGUCCUUGACAGAAAAGGGAGGGAUGGUAUCCGCGAUAUAGCUAGUGCGAUUGGUACGAAAUCCGAGCUGGAGGUCCAGGAAUAUCUCAGACUCUUGCAUAGGCGACUAGAAUGGCAGCAUAGGAAAGAACAGCACAGCAGAACAAUCGUCCUAGGCGAUGUGCCCGCGGCGGAGGAAGUAAGCAGCGAAUGCUGCGACGUCCUUGAUGAGUACUCUAAGCUACUGGUGCUCAAAGAGCAGCAAGAUGAAGAUGUUGCCGGAAGAGAGACACAUCAUGAUCUGUGGAUAAUCGAUCGAGAAAAAGCAGAACUAGUAGAAGAACUAGAGUCGCAGGAUCAAAAAUCCCCACCCGGCUCAAGUGUUUACCACACGGCCAGUCUACUCAACAUCCCGAGGUGGAUCCGGCUCUCCGAGCGUUUGUUCAUGAAUUUUGGGGGCGCAAGGCUAGAAGAUAACUGGGUGAACAUAGCUUACGCGGGCGAAGCACCAGCGAUAACUGCUGACGCGUUAGCUGAUUUCUACACUCUCACCGUAAGCGUGACGCGCCGUUUGAUUCAGUCAGCCCUAUUUUUUGCCAUGUCAAGGCUGCGCAACAUGAGAGAGACGGGUAAUAGCAAGGCCAAGGUAGUCAAACCGCGAGAUGUUAGGACCGCGCUGGACGUGAUGCAAAUGAAACGAGACGGAUUUGACUACUGGACUGGGGUAGCACGGCGGUGCUGUUUGGAUGUUUCUGAUUCUCGACAUCGAAAAGGAUGGAAAUCCGUUCGCCUGAGCCAUGACGAGGUAGAAGAUAUGUUGUCCAAUAGGAUACCCAUCGAUGCAGAAUCGAAUCGGAGCACGUCCAGGCAAAGGUCAGAAAGCAGGAUGCAAGGGAACACAGAUGAUGAACACACAGACAGCGAUGAGGAUAAUGCAAGUGACAGUGAGAGCGAGUUCAAGCCCGAACGCUCUCCAGUCCCAUCCGCACCUUUAUCAGCAGAAGUCUCCAGCGAUGAAGAUGAACUCCCAUCGGACUCCGAAAAUCAACACGCAGAGCAAGAAGACCAAAGAGCCAGUUGCCUUGGAGAGUUAGAACUUUGGAAAGCUUUGGAACGGCCAGCGCCGGCUUUUCUCAUUCCCGUCAAAGAAGAUCAGGAUAAUAAAAUACGCAAGCCGGUAGGAGAGCGCAAAACACAACAAGAGCUUACAAGUUGGCGUGAAAGGACACUGUAUCGAAGUGAUUGGGAGGAGUAUGGUCACGAAGUUUAUGAUAUUUAUGAGGAGAUAUCGGAAAAGCGACGAAAACGAAGGCGCCUUGACGAUUCCCGGGAUUCUUCACCUGUCUCGGUCAAUGGUGAAAACAACCAAACAGAUGGACUCAGAAUUGAACCAACAGCUGGUGAAUACGAUGAGGAUGUAAGCCGGAGUGAAGACGAAGACAUAGAAAUGAGCGAAUCAACAGCUCCAGGCCAAAAUGCCACCACCGCCCAAGAUGAAGAAGAUCCUACAGAGGAGCGCGAUUCAGGUCCUGAAAUUAACAAUACCCAACGCAAACAAACAAUCCUCAGCCCCAAUACAAACCAGAAACAAGCAAAUGAAUUAGACUCGCCCGUACCCGCCAACACAACCCCCGGGCACCGAUCACCUAUACUAACCCGUCGGAGGCGCAUACAAGCCGAGCUCAAACAGGACGAAGCAAGCUCCUCUUCUGGCUCCGAUGACGACCUUCCUGCACCCAGGGAAUUUUCGUCCUCAGUACAGGACGACAGGGACGGCAUGCCGUUGUAUUCACAGCCGAUGAGUCCGGCUGACUGGCCUAGCGAUUGA
Aspergillus nomiae NRRL 13137 is the source of this 2184-nucleotide messenger RNA. RefSeq lists its product as uncharacterized. The record is from RefSeq and is a predicted model, not a curated record. The coding region runs from base 1 to 2184 and encodes 727 amino acids. Gene Ontology annotation, cellular component: RNA polymerase I upstream activating factor complex. Lineage: Eukaryota; Fungi; Ascomycota; Eurotiomycetes; Eurotiales; Aspergillaceae. The transcript has a single exon. Gene Ontology annotation, molecular function: RNA polymerase I general transcription initiation factor activity; rDNA binding. Gene Ontology annotation, biological process: transcription initiation at RNA polymerase I promoter; nucleolar large rRNA transcription by RNA polymerase I.